AUGACGGACAACCGUCGAUACGCGCAAAUAGAUGUUGACGAUAUCGACGGUGGCGAGCUUAGUUUGUGCUGUAUUUGUGGAAGGACCUUUCGUAACCGAAGAUCUCUUCAUCUACACGUCAUUCUUGAGCACGCAAGUGAGGCACCGACCACCUCCGACACUCCACCAAUAGCACAUUCAUCUGCUUUACGAGAGCUGGAUGAGGUGGAUUCUCGAAUUCCAUUGAUAGUGGACUGUGAAGGCGAAGAAUGUAGUGAUGACUCAUGCCACCCUCAGGAUCUGCGGAUACGUCGGUCUCCCAUCGAUCGCGCGUCAUCAUCAAUGCCCGCUUCCCGUGAAUCUACCGUCGCCAUGACGCCACGCACUCCCCCUGGUCCCUCCUCCUAUACAGCCCACGUCCACCAAGAAGUCUCAAUGCGUGUGGGUUCGCGUCACCUCGUGUUUGAACUUGACACGGCCUCGGGUGGACCCGGUGAAGUAAUGAAUCAGCACGUUAGAGCAUCGUGGCUUUUGAUGAAAGUUUUAAUCGAGACUUGUCACUGCGUCUCGAGUUCGCUACCGGCGAUAGCCGUCGUCUUCGCCAUCGCCGUCGUCGUCGUCGUCGCGCAGUCAUCGCUUCACGGCACGACUUAUGGACACAACCGGCUACCGGUAAUCUUAACCAUGUCUGGGGCUAUGUACACGGUGUACCUGCUGAGCAGUACCCAAGAGACCUUUGGGACAAAUUCGAGACGUUUUGUCAUAUUCGAUGAGCUGGGUGCAGACUUUUCUUACUCAGGAGAAACCUACGAAUCACAAAGUGAUGCAGUCAACAGCGGGCGAAGCAGUACAACAGAAAUCCCCCCUUACGAGCAUUUGUCCUCCCAGACAAACAGUCCUGGAGGCGUUGUUGAUAUUUGUGUUGUUGUUGUUGUUGUUGUUGCUGCUACCGCCGCCGCCGCCGCUGCUGCUGCUGCUGCUGCUGUGGUGCGUCAUCUUUGGUUGAUUAAAGGUGGCGAGACAGUCGUUUGUACAAUGGCCCCAUUCAGGCAGGCCUCUGUUAGUGGUGGCGACAGCAGCAUAAGUGUUCGCGCAUUCCAGUGCAGAGAGUGCCAGAAGAGUUUCUCGCGCAACUCCGACCUGCAGAAGCACAUAGACGCUGUCCACAAGGGCCUCCGGCCGUACGAGUGCGCCAUCUGCCAGAAACGCUUCUCGCAGAAGUCCAGUCUGAAGCGCCAUCGGGAGGCUGUCCACGAAGGAAUUAAGGCCUUUCAAUGUAACCACUGUGCCGCCAGAUUUUCCUACGAUGUCCACUUAAAGCGCCAUAUUCGCGCGAAACACAAGACUACCUCAACGCCAGGAACGGAGGCUGCCUCUUCAAGCAGCCUCCCGUCUAGUCCUGUAUUCCAGCCCACCUCCCUCCGACAGGCCUCUACUUGA
Molecule: messenger RNA, 1419 nt
Organism: Mesocestoides corti
Lineage: Eukaryota; Metazoa; Platyhelminthes; Cestoda; Cyclophyllidea; Mesocestoididae
Source: the annotation of a GenBank genome assembly